GGGCUGCUCAAUUACUGCGUUUUCUCUCUCACAGCUGAGUACCAUGCUCUCGGUCCGCACUCCGCUCGUCACCCUGCCCAGCCCACGGCAGUCACAGCUGUCGCCGCUGAGGGGACUCAGCCUAGCCGACAAGGAAAACACGCCUCCGUCCCUCAGCGGGACCCGCGUUCUGGCCAGCAAGACCGCGCGGAGGAUCUUCCAGGAGCCGACCGAGCCGCAGCAGAGGAGUAAGAGCCUCGUCCCCAGCGCGGAGGAGGAACCGCUGCUGAGAGAGAACCCUCGGCGCUUUGUGGUCUUCCCCAUCGAAGCCCUGAAGGCUGAGGAGAGAUACUUUAUAUCGCACGUCCUAGCUUUUUUUGCUGCCAGCGAUGGCAUAGUCAAUGAGAAUUUGGUGGAGCGAUUUAGCCAAGAAGUUCAAAUUACAGAAGCCCGUUGUUUCUACGGCUUCCAGAUUGCUAUGGAAAACAUACAUUCGGAAAUGUACAGUCUGCUUAUUGACACUUACAUUAAAGAUUCCAAAGAAAGGGAGUUUCUCUUCAAUGCCAUAGAGACCAUGCCCUGUGUGAAGAAGAAGGCAGACUGGGCCUUGCGCUGGAUAGGGGACAAAGAGGCCACCUAUGGAGAACGCGUGGUGGCCUUUGCCGCUGUGGAAGGCAUCUUCUUUUCUGGUUCUUUUGCGUCAAUCUUCUGGCUCAAGAAACGAGGACUCAUGCCUGGCCUCACCUUUUCCAACGAACUCAUUAGCAGAGACGAGGGCUUGCAUUGUGACUUUGCCUGCCUGAUGUUCAAGCACCUGGUGCACAAGCCAUCGGAGCAGAGAGUGAAGGAGAUUGUCAUCAAUGCCGGAAACAUCAUUGUUAGAGCAGAGCAUGGGGGCACUGGGGUCCGAGACACCAGGGCCCUGCUGAGUGAGAUUGGCCUGAAAUCCCGGCUGCAGCCAGCCCAGCCCACCUACACCUGGGGUCCUUAUCGGAGCCCAUAUGGGCUGAGUCCCUUCCUGGGAGCGCUGUUCCUGGGGCGUCUGUUUCCUGCGGCCCAUAGGAGCCCCAUCCUCUUCCCUGUGCCUACCUCGACGCUCCCGCAUGAAGCCAGCAUCUUCCUCUCCACAGCAAGUGCCUUCCCCAGGAGCAAGUGGUCGGCUGUCUUCUCGAUGCUGGCCCGAGGAGUGACAGCCAUGGCGUCCGCGCCGGGUUCUGCACGAGUCAUUCAGGCCCCCGCCUCGCAGCCCUGCCGGAGCUGGCAGGCAGAGACUGCAUCUGGGCCGGCCCUGGGCACCACCUGCACACUCAGCUCCCAGCCCUACCUCGCAGCUGCACAGGACCUGGCAAGGCUGGCAGUGGGAGCAGAUGGGGGUGCGGGGGGGCCCUUGAGGCCUCUGAAGUUGGCGGAAGGGAUGAAGGAUGUGCACUGA
Molecule: messenger RNA, 1411 nt
Organism: Octodon degus (degu)
Lineage: Eukaryota; Metazoa; Chordata; Mammalia; Rodentia; Octodontidae
Gene: Rrm2
Product: ribonucleotide reductase regulatory subunit M2
Exons: 11
Coding region: 44-1411 (455 amino acids)
Biological process (GO): deoxyribonucleotide biosynthetic process
Cellular component (GO): cytosol
Molecular function (GO): ribonucleoside-diphosphate reductase activity, thioredoxin disulfide as acceptor
Source: RefSeq, a predicted model, not a curated record